UCAGUCAGUUUUCAGUCAACUCUCAAGUCUGCAACAAGCCUUCAAAGCUCAAACGAAAGUUCAAAUCUUUUUGCCAAUUUUUUUAAAGAGAAUUUUUAAAAGUAAUCAUCCAGCGAAAGUGAAUAUAAUAAUCGAGCAAUUGUGCAAUAAAAAGUAAACAAACAUAAAAUAUCAACAAAGUAUCAACAUGGAAAUUUCAUCAACAAACGUUAACUACUCGGAAAGUUUCAUCGACACCAUCUACGACUAUCAAACGACAUUUGUGGAAAAGUCAGAAGGAAAACUUCUCGUUCAUCCUAUAACAAAAACUCUCGAUAUUCGCACUGAACGAAAAGUGCCGAGACUUGGAUUGAUGCUUGUUGGAUGGGGUGGCAAUAAUGGUUCGACCUUGACUGCAGCUUUGGAAGCUAAUCGCAAUAACUUGUCAUGGCGUACAAAGGAAGGUAUUCAAACAUCAAACUGGUUUGGAUCUAUCACUCAAGCAGCUACUGUGUUAGUUGGUUCUGAUCACAAUUUCAAAGAUGUCUACUUACCGAUGAAAGACUUCUUACCAAUGGUCAAUCCCAACGAUAUCAUCGUUGAUGGUUGGGAUAUCAGCUCAUAUAAUCUUGGUGAUGCAAUGAAGCGUGCACGAGUCUUUGAUGUCGCUUUGCAAGAUCAAUUAUAUAACAAGCUUUCGAAAUUAAAACCACGACCAUCAAUCUAUGAUCCCGAUUUCAUUGCCGCCAAUCAGUCUGAUCGUGCUGAUAAUCUCAUCAAUGGAACAAGAUACGAACAGUUUAUGAAAAUUCGCGAUGAUAUUCGGGAAUUUAAAAAAGUAAAUAAAAUCGAUAAAGUUGUUGUAUUGUGGACGGCAAAUACAGAACGUUUUAGUGAUGUUCGUGAAGGUUUGAAUAUGAAUAUGGAUCAAUUGGAAGCAUCUUUGAAGAGAAAUGACAUUGAAAUCUCACCAUCGACAAUUUUUGCAAUGGCAUCAAUUGUCGAAGGUUGCAUUUACAUUAACGGAUCCCCACAGAAUACUUUCGUACCGGGAGUUGUUGAAAUGGCUGAACAUCAUGGCGCUUUCAUCGCUGGCGAUGAUUUUAAAUCUGGUCAAACAAAACUUAAGUCAGUUUUGGUUGAUUUUUUGGUUGGUGCUGGUAUCAAACCUGUUUCGAUUGUGAGCUACAAUCAUUUGGGAAACAAUGACGGCAAGAACUUGAGUGCACCGUCACAAUUCCGUUCAAAGGAAAUCUCCAAAAGCAACGUCGUUGAUGACAUGGUUGAAUCAAACGACAUCUUGUACAAGCCUCAAGAACAUCCUGAUCAUUGUGUUGUAAUAAAAUAUGUUCCAUAUGUUGGCGAUAGCAAGCGCGCUAUGGAUGAAUAUACAAGCGAAAUCAUGAUGGGUGGUCACAACACACUUGUCAUUCACAACACCUGUGAAGAUUCACUUUUGGCAACACCAUUGAUUCUUGAUCUCGUGAUUCUCGGCGAAUUAUGUUCUCGAAUUACCAUAAGAGAUCAUAACAAACCAGACACAAAAUACGAGUCAUGCAAAUCAGUUUUAUCACUUCUUUCUUACAUGUGCAAAGCACCUUUGGUUCCACGCGGUACUCAGGUUGUCAAUUCGUUAUUCCGGCAACGUGCGGCAAUUGAGAAUAUUUUGAGAGCAUGCGUUGGUCUCGCACCUAAUUCACAUAUGGCUUUGGAACAAAGGUUUGACUUUUCAUCUAUCAGUGUUGAACCAGCAACAAAGAAGACAAAAGGCAAUGGUUUAAAAAUGAAUGGCAAUGCCAACGGCUACCAUCAUGAGAUCAACAGAAUAAAUGGUCACAGCAAGGAAAUGUUGGUAGAGAAUGGAAAACAUUAAGUGAUUAAGCUAUUCAAAUACUUGCAUGUAGCUUAUUAUGUACUGUUAAUAUCACAGAUUAGUGAUGAAAAUAUGUUUACAAAUUAUUUAAUAUUUUUGAUGAGGUUCGAUUGACACUGCAGAAGAAUUUUUGGAAAACUUUAACUUUAUUUUAUGAAAUUGAGUCUUUAGAAAAUUUCCAAGAACCAAUUGUAGACUUAAUAAGCAUCAGGGUCCUUUUGAAGAAAGAAAUAUUUUGAAUUUAUCAUGAGAGCAAUCUCUCAACUUCAUAUUUUGUAUUGAAAUAAAUUAGAAACGAUCGUCUUAUGAAUUUUAAAACGAUAAACAUUUUAAUGAAAAGAAAAGAUGAGUCUGAAAUCGUGUAUACAAAAUAUGUAUAAUCGUGUAUGUAAAUUAAAAAUCACAUCAAAAUUUAACAAUAUUUAGCACCAAAACUCAAUAAACAUCGUUUCUAGAUUUUAUUUCAUCACAUUCAUCGAUUAAUUUCACAACAAUAUAAAAUCUAAGUGGAUUUAGACAAAUUUUUGGAAGUUUUAUGCAUGGGCAGAAUGCAAAUAAUUUAGAAAGUUUUGAUAAAAUUGCAACAUUUUAAGAUGUUGUGAUGUGAUCGUAAAAUUUAUUAGCAAGUUGAUACAAAUUUUUAAAAAAGCUAAUAAACUCGAAAUUUAUGACAAACAUUCGUCUCGACCCGUCCCUGUGUUGGUAGAUUAUCAAUAUUGACAUCGAUAGGAUGACGUUGCACAUUAAGUAUUGACAUAACGCUUUCAUCAUGUGCAUUGAACAAUUUAAAGAAACCCUCAUUGAAAUUGUCAAAUCUUUAUUUGGACUAUUCAGAGGUGUUUUAUGUGACAGCAAAAUGAGAGAAGUCACUUUAAAAAUUUAUUCAUUCCAUUCGGAAACUCAUGUAAAAGUAUAAAAAAUAUAAAACAGCCGUUGUUAGGUGUGGAAUAAAAGGA
Molecule: messenger RNA, 2808 nt
Organism: Clunio marinus
Lineage: Eukaryota; Metazoa; Arthropoda; Insecta; Diptera; Chironomidae
Source: the annotation of a GenBank genome assembly